GACGAUCUCAUGUACGCGUACCGAUUUACCAGAGUCAGAGCAACUGCCAUUUGGGUUUCUCCGCGAAUUAUUUUCCUCCUCCUCCUCCUCCUGCUUCGAAGCUUGAGUCGGCCAUGGAAGGGACGGUGACGUGCGGGUCGUGGAUCCGCCGCCCGGAGAACGCAAACCUCGUGGUGCUGGGGAAGUCGCGGCGCAGCGGCUACUCCUCGCCGUCCUCGCUCGAGAUCUUCGCCUUCGAUCCCAAGUCCACUUCCCUCUCCUCCUCCCCGCUGGUUGCUCAUGUGAUCGAGGAAAUCGAAGGCGAUCCGUUGGCGAUCACGGUUCACCCCAACGGAGAGGAUAUCGUGUGCUUCGCGAGCUCGGGUAGUUGCUUAUCAUUUGAAUUAUCUGCUCAAGAAUCAGAUUUGAAGCUGCUGAUCAAGGAGCUUCCUACUCUUAGAGGGAUUGGUCCUCAAAAGUGCAUGGCCUUUAGUGUUGAUGGAUCUAGAUUUGCCACUGGUGGAGUGGAUGGUCGUCUAAGAAUCCUGGAAUGGCCUAGUCUGCGCAUUAUUCUCGAUGAACCAAAAGCACACAAAAGCAUUAGAGACCUGGAUUUUAGUCUAGAUUCAGAAUUUUUGGCUUCAACAUCUACUGAUGGAUCGGCUAGAAUAUGGAAGGCCGAAGAUGGUUUGCCUUGCACUACUUUGAAUCGCAGACCUGACGAGAAGAUUGAACUGUGUCGGUUCUCUAAGGAUGGGACUAAACCCUUUCUAUUCUGUACUGUUCAAAAAGGUGAUAAAGCUGUUACUGCUGUCUGGGACAUAAGUACAUGGAACAAGAUUGGGCACAAACGACUCCUCAGAAAGCCUGCUGUUGUAAUGUCCAUCAGUUUGGAUGGAAAAUAUCUUGCUCAGGGAAGCAAAGAUGGUGAUAUGUGCGUUAUUGAAGUGAAGAAAAUGGAGGUUAGCCAUUGGAGCAAGAGGCUACACCUGGGAACCUCCCUUACAUCACUAGAAUUCUGCCCUAGUGAAAGGGUUGUGCUUACGACUUCUGAUGAGUGGGGUGUGUUAGUGACCAAGUUAAGCGUUCCUGCUGAUUGGAAAGCAUGGCAAGUGUAUCUACUACUUUUGGGUAUGUUUUUGGCAUCUCUUGUUGCAUUCUACAUCUUCUACGAGAACUCCGACUCGUUCUGGAGUUUCCCUCUCGGGAAGGAUCAACCUGUAAGAUCUAAGAUCGACAGUGUUCUGGGAGAUCCCAAGUCUGCUGAUGAUCAAAAUAUGUGGGGUGAAUUUGGGCCAUUAGAUAUGUGAGCGACGUCGUGCUGCAAGCCUCCAGCAGCAGCAGCAGCAGUGGAUUGAAAAAUACGAUUUUGAUUAUUGUUACACUCUCGCAGUUUUUUUUAUUAGGUCUUUUUGGAACAAAAUGUCCGUUUGGGCGUGAACAAGCGACAUGGGACUGACAUCAUUGCUUUCAUUGUAAAAGUCUCAUCGAAGUCGAACUAAUCCAGCUAUUUGAAAGCGACGAAUUUUGAUUUUGUCCUUAGCAAGUAG
Messenger RNA from Rhodamnia argentea, 1529 nucleotides. RefSeq names its product SEC12-like protein 1. Gene Ontology annotation, molecular function: GTPase activator activity; guanyl-nucleotide exchange factor activity; protein binding. Bases 114 to 1289 code for a protein of 391 amino acids. Lineage: Eukaryota; Viridiplantae; Streptophyta; Magnoliopsida; Myrtales; Myrtaceae. The record is from RefSeq and is a predicted model, not a curated record. Gene Ontology annotation, cellular component: endoplasmic reticulum membrane. Gene Ontology annotation, biological process: protein secretion. The transcript is spliced from 10 exons.